Molecule: messenger RNA, 1435 nt
Organism: Cydia pomonella (codling moth)
Lineage: Eukaryota; Metazoa; Arthropoda; Insecta; Lepidoptera; Tortricidae
Exons: 1
Coding region: 119-1042 (307 amino acids)
Source: RefSeq, a predicted model, not a curated record
CGCUCCUAGCCCUCUUACGGAUAACACGCGUGCAGUUCCCGACAGCAAAGUCAGUGGUCGCCAAACUGUGUCAAUACGAUUUUAAUUUAUUAAUUGCUAAAAAUAAAAAACAGUUAAUAUGCUUUGUGCUCGGUGUCAUAGUGAAGUGAAUGACUGUGCCCAAUGCACUACGUGCAAUAAUUUAAUUGGUUUUUGUUGUGCCGGAGUAACUGAAAUGGGCUACCGUAAACUGGGUUCGCGUAAGGCCCAGUGGAAAUGUCCCGAUUGUCGAGUUUUGGAGCAGUCAUCGCCGUUAAAAAGUGCCGAGGCUGCUUCACUUGAUUCUAUCAUGCAGGAACUAAAAUCCAUCCAGCGUCAGCUUGAAGGUAUGCCGGGCCUUGUGCGAGAUGUCAAGGAUAUAAAGAAGGAAAUCGACGAGCUCAGAAAAGCCUGUGAUUUCAACAGCGCAUCACUAGAUGACCAUAAGAAGCGGUUGGACAAAACUGAGAGCAAAUUAUCGGAAUUGACGAGUAUUAAAGGCGAUAUUCAGUCUAUAAACAAAGAGCUGGACACCCUCAAGGGCGAUAAUUUAAGUAAGGACCAGUGGCAGCGUCUUAACAACGUUGAGAUAAAAGGAGUACCCCAAAGGCAAAACGAAGAUUUGUUCAAAAUCCUCGAUCAGAUAUCAAUAGCGAUUGGCUACCCAGUCCAGAAAACAAGCGUUAAUUACAUUUCUCGGGUGCCAACAUACAAUAAUAAGGAGAAACUGAUCAUUGUAGGAUUUAUCCACCGCUACGUAAAAGAGGAUUUUGUCGCUUCUGCUCGUGCAAAAAAGAAACUUAUUGCUAGCGAAAUCGGCUUGGUUGGGAACGCGCAGAAUAUCUUCAUAAACGACCAUCUAACCCCAGAUUACAAAAAGUUGCUUACCUCUGCAAAGACGUCACUAAAGCCGAAAGGUUAUAUGUAUAUAUGGGUGAAGUACGGGAAAAUACACGUGCGGAAGGACGAUGCGUCAAAAAUAUUCGUUAUUAAUAAUCAGGCAGAUUUAAACAAACUAUUGUAGUGUGUGAUUAUUAUAAAUUAGUACUACACUAUUUAAAAACACAUAUUUUCUAUGCGGUUUAUUUUCCUAUAGAUUAUAGUAAAACUUUGAGAACCGUACGCUCUGUGGAAUGCUGUUUGUUAUCGCUGCCUAUUGCCCGGCCUGUCACCUGCGCUUAUUACUCGUAUUACCAGAAUGCGUUUGAUGUUUAUGUUAUGCUAAAUAUGUUUGUCUCCUUUUUGCUUAUAGCCAAUUAUUGCGCUUACGCGUCUUACUAUUGUUACUGCUUGCCUUGUCACACUUAUGGAACAGUUUCUAUGCUUGGUUGGGAUUAUAAAUUUCUAUACGUAAAUAAUUUACUGUUAUUGCUAAGUACCUUGUAUAAAAAUGAGGAAAAUUAUAAAUUUAACACUA